AUGACAUAUAGUGUUGAAUUAGCAACAUGUAGUUUUCCAUAUAAUUCUUAAUUAAUAAAUAGUUCGUAGAUCUUAUAUGAAUAUGGAUUGAUAUUGAUUCUUCUUUAGAAAGAUGCUGUGAGGACUUCCUUUCAUUUUUUUGGAUAUCUUGGAUGCAUUAUUAGAAUUCUAAUAUAAGUAUAAUACCAUAUAUAUUAUUGA
Messenger RNA from Paramecium sonneborni, 201 nucleotides. The record is from the annotation of a GenBank genome assembly. Lineage: Eukaryota; Ciliophora; Oligohymenophorea; Peniculida; Parameciidae.